Messenger RNA from Brassica rapa (field mustard), 728 nucleotides. RefSeq lists its product as uncharacterized. The record is from RefSeq and is a predicted model, not a curated record. Lineage: Eukaryota; Viridiplantae; Streptophyta; Magnoliopsida; Brassicales; Brassicaceae.
AGAAUAUUCCUAAUAUUCUGUAUUCAGUUCAAACUAAUCUCCUGUAAUAUAGGAUAGAUCGCUUGUGAUCGUAACAGUCUUGUCCAUAUAUACGUUUGUAUACUCAAUCAAUAAACCAAGGAAAUUCACAGACUUUCAUGGUAUCAGAGCUAGCUCUAAUCUGAUCCAACAAUUUACUUCUUCUUCUUUUUUAUUUUCUCUUAGCAUCGAUUUGCUACGUCUCCAAUUCAAGCCUCAUGGCAGCGGUUGAGCGUGCGUUUGGUGUUACUAAUAUCAAACACCACAUUCCUGUCGUUCUAGACCUUGACGUCUUUAACUAUGACGCAUGGCGUGAGUUAUUCUUAACUCACUGCUUGGCCUUCGAUGUCUUAGGACAUGUCGAUGGUACCUCGGUUCCUCAAGAUGAUGACGACUUGCCUUGGAAGAAGAAAGAUGGACUCGUGAAGCUUUGGCUUUACGGCACCUUAGCUCCUCCACUCUUCAAAACCUCUUUGGCUCUUUCAAAGCAGGAGGAACCGCACGAGACGUAUGGCUUCGCGUCGAAAAUCAGUUUCGUAACAACAAAGAGGCUAGAGCGAUUCAGCUGGACAACGACCUCCAUACCAAGGAGAUCGGAGACCUCUCUGUUCACGAUUACUCGCAAAGCCUAAAGUCCAUCGCUGACUUACUGGAGAACGUCGAAGCACCAGUCAGCGACAAAACCUUGGUAAUGUAUAUGCUCAACGGUC